This is a messenger RNA of Pundamilia nyererei, 1315 nucleotides long. RefSeq names its product cysteine three histidine 1 (gene cth1). Gene Ontology annotation, molecular function: mRNA binding; metal ion binding. The coding region runs from base 159 to 1046 and encodes 295 amino acids. Lineage: Eukaryota; Metazoa; Chordata; Actinopteri; Cichliformes; Cichlidae. The transcript has 2 exons. The record is from RefSeq and is a predicted model, not a curated record.
GACAGCCGCGCAGCGCGUGCUUCGGUGCUCGUGACCCAGGGACAGCAGGCGCGUGGAGGCUCGUGGCCUUGUUGACGGUGCAGGUUUCAUUGGUUUCUGUUCGUCAGACGCAGUUUCUCACCCCCCACAGCCUUACACGCAGCUCUGCAUUUGCAGCCAUGUUUAAGACCAGUAGCAAAGACUUGUUUCUGCCUUCACCUGAGCUACUGGACAGCAUGCAGUCUGUGGAGGAAUCUGACGGUGACUGUGGUGGAAGCGCCGUAUCGUUGGCCGAAGCCCUGCUCCCUGUGACGGAGUCCUCACCACCUCCAAUCCCCUGGGUCUGCUCAACCCGCUACAAGACGGAGCUCUGCACCACUUACUCAGAUGAUGGUUUCUGCAAGUAUGCCGAGCGCUGCCAGUUUGCCCACGGCCUCCACGAACUCCACGUUCCCUCACACCAUCCAAAGUACAAGACAGAGUUGUGUCGCAGCUACCACACAGAUGGCUACUGCUACUAUGGCAACCGUUGCCUGUUUGUCCACAGUCCCACAGAGCAACGCCCCACCCUCCGUCGUCGCAGGAACGUCCCGUGCCGCACCUUCCGUGCCUUUGGGAUUUGUCCCUUUGGAACCCGCUGUAACUUCCUGCAUGUGGAGGGUAAAGAUGAAGACGGCCGUCACGAUUUGGCCAGUGUUGGUGAAAAGACCGCAUUUGUGCAAAAGCCCAAUGGGUGGAAACCUCGAGGGGCUCUGUGCCGCACCUUCAGCACCUUUGGUUUCUGCCUGUACGGAACCCGCUGUCACUUCCAGCACGGCCUACCUAACAGGAUAAAAACCUCCAGUCAACACAAUGGGUUGCUGUCCACAUGCGCGUCACGUUUGCCUUCUGCAUCAGAUUCUUCAGCCUCAUCAUCUCCUCCACCCACCACCCCAGAAGCACUAGCACACAAUGCUUUCACCUUCUCCAGUCAGCACUUAAAUGAUCUGCUCCUGCCACUGGCCCUCCACCUGCAGAAGCUGGAGAGCACGAAGGCCCAGGAUAUCUGGGCCAACAGGAUGCUCUAAACUGCUGCUGAACACUUUCUUUUUUUCUUUUUUUAAUAUGUAAUUCCCCCCACUUUACCCCAAGGGUUUUUUUUGUAUAUAUGUUCCAAUUGACUUGAGCUUGUUUCAGAAGGCCCAAGCAGGCCUUGGCAAACAUGACUAUUCAGUCAUGGAUCAGUCUGGAGUAGCUCUGGAAAGAGAAUCUUACAGGUGCAGCUAUAUGUGUAAUAUUUUUAAUUGUACAUGGCUAUAUGUCUGCCCAAAGCACUGUAAAUAAACCAUGUUGCUUU